This is a messenger RNA of Oppiella nova, 666 nucleotides long. NCBI's taxonomy places the organism in Eukaryota, Metazoa, Arthropoda, Arachnida, Sarcoptiformes, Oppiidae. The record is from the annotation of a GenBank genome assembly.
CACAUGUAAUGAAAUCAACAAUUUUCAAUAAAUUUAAAAAAUAAAUAGUUUGCAACAUUAUAUACUUUAUAAACAAUGCUAGCUAAUAAUAAAGUGGACAAAAUUUGUGAAGUAUGUCGCGAUAAUAAAGGAGUCGCCACUCGAGUGUCCAAGAGAAGGCAAAUGUCAUAUAAAUUCAGUGACGAGAAAGAAUUCAUACGAAAUGAUGAGGAAAAUAGGAUACGAAGACAAUUAGUCCGAGAAAAUAAACUCAAACAAAAUGAAUGCAAUGAAAGCGACAAUUCUGUAGACAUCACCAGUAAUAACAAUAAUAGUGAACUAGUUUUACACAAAGACUUUUUACACGAUAUAAUUGCCAACACAUUGGAGUUGAGUGAUGAAGACCUGGCGGAUCAAAUCUCGGAGAUUGAGAGUUAUGUCACAAAUUGUACAGAAAUACAGAAAUCUAUUAAUGAAAAUGAGUUAUCAUUGGAUAGACUAAUGAAGAAAUCGCACACAUUUGCCAUCAAACCUGUAUUCCGCGAACUCACUGACUAUAAUGGUUUAAAUCAACUUGAAUUCAGCCGGAUAUCUGAGCUACUGAACGCCACCACUAUAUUCAAGUCACACACGACCAAUAAUUUUGUUGAGAUAACUGAUAGAAACCAAGAUGAUAAUAAUUCAUUG